AGCGAGCGAGUCAGCGAGGUAGUGAGUGGCUCCAGAAUCGUGGAGACCCAAGGACGGAAACCCGAGCCUUGGAGGCAACAGUUUGGCAUUUCACGGCAAACUCUAAUGAACCUCCAGGUCUUUGGUGAAUGUGACGGGAAACAAAAGACCAUUGGCCUUGUUGGAUCAAACAGUUUUUAAUGGUCUUCUAAGCCGUUAUACAAAGAUCUGGCACCAGGGCCUGCCUGGCAUAUGAAAGAUAUCGCCUGAAUGUGAAGCGACGAGACCUUAGUUAUCCGAAUACAAGAGCGAAUGUUUCGUUGCAUAAUUGAUGGGAACGAAAUGGACGACGGACACUUGAUGUCGAAGAGAAUUUUUGCCAAUUCAGCUGUGUUUCAACAUUUGAAGUGCUAGUGCCUGAAAAGUGAAGUUAUUUUUUAUCAUUCUCCGGGAUCUUCAAUAGCAAGACUGGCAAGAUGAGUUCAAGUGGUAGAGAAAAGCCCAAGAAAGUGAAAAGUGUGACGAUGAGUGUGGAUUUCUCCUCCAUGGACAUGGAGGACCGUAUCAUGGGAUCGCCGUCGAUCUCGAUUUCGUCACCACCCAAAGACAAUCCGCCUUUCUCGUUGGAUGACGACGAUUACACUCACGAGGAAUACUACACCGUGGCGAACACUCAAAACGAGGUCAACAGUAACUUAGAAUGUGCUUUCUCUGAGGUCGAUCCCAAGCUCAUCUUGGCGGCCUCCAAGUUUGUCCACGAGCUCAUUUUCCAAGCCCAAAUCGAGGCUCAAAAUCAACUGAUGGGCUCGAAACUCGACAAUAAUCUCUCCGACACAGAUCCUCUCCUUGCGGGAAAAGGGCAGAAAAGACCAAAGUUAGACUCCCAUUCAAGUGCAGAUGGAAACCUCCGCUUCAUCCGCGAAGAAAUCAAUAAGAAAUGUCGCCGAAUGUAUCGUGUGUUCCUCUCGUGUUAUGGAAAACUUCCCUAAGAAGCCACCAUCACGAUCCCAUUUUCCCUCCCUCUUGCCAUGUGGAAAUGCAUAAAUAAUACAUUCCAUUAAUCAGAACAACCACAACCACUACCACAAAUAUACCCAAGGAGGAAGGAAUCAAUCCCAUGUUGAAUCAGUGUUGGUUACGCCACUUGCCCACAAAUGAAAAUACUCACUGGAAAAAGUAAACGUUCAGGGUUGCCAAUUGGCGAGAUCACACUGAUCGAAAGAGAGGGCCGACUUUGAGUGGUUGAGUGGAGUUCCUCCCGUGCAUCUGUUGUUAAUGUCUAGUACGAGUACAUCAUACAUAUCUGCUACAAAUAACGGUCAUUAGUUGUGCUUUCUAACUAGACACAAAAAUGUACACCAUUUCAAAAGCCUCUAUGUCUUGCAUCACAAUACAGAUCACCGUCAAGGACACAACCACAUAAUCUAUAUAAUAACCAUUGUGAAUUGUGAGGACCUGGAUAUUUUUUCAAUGUGCACCUCUAGGCUCGAUUGAUUCCCUCAGUAAUGAGGGUAUACAUUGUGAUAUGUUCAUCCAUGUUAGUCCAACACCCAUCCCUGCAAUGUUCAUUUGAAAUGACGCUUGUCUCCGACAAAAAAAUAUAAAU
Tigriopus californicus is the source of this 1585-nucleotide messenger RNA. RefSeq lists its product as uncharacterized. The transcript has 4 exons. The coding region runs from base 456 to 968 and encodes 170 amino acids. Lineage: Eukaryota; Metazoa; Arthropoda; Copepoda; Harpacticoida; Harpacticidae. The record is from RefSeq and is a predicted model, not a curated record.